Oncorhynchus mykiss (rainbow trout) is the source of this 1753-nucleotide messenger RNA. RefSeq names its product protein AMBP. Gene Ontology annotation, molecular function: serine-type endopeptidase inhibitor activity. Lineage: Eukaryota; Metazoa; Chordata; Actinopteri; Salmoniformes; Salmonidae. The record is from RefSeq and is a predicted model, not a curated record.
CUUGGGAGACAUAUAUUUAGAGCAUUGUUCAACGCAGAGUAGACCCUGUGUUUGUGUGUGUGUGUGUGUGUGUGUGUUUAUGUGUGUGUUUAUGUGGGUUUAGUUCCAUAUGUUUAUCUGAGCAACUCAUGUUCAUACCACAUACAUAACAGGUUACAUGUUUUUGUGAUGAAGAACCACAGGGUUCAGCCCUUGAGCAAUAAUUGAUUUCGCUAUGCAUGCUACAACUCUGUGGCGCUGAAAUGUAAUGAUUUUUUCCCUCCUUAAAUUCCACUUUGAUGUUCAAUGUUUCAGAAAAAGGGACAAACAGUCAGAUAAAGGAGAACUUUGCUCUGUUUGCUGUUUGUUUUCUGCUGGAGUUUGAGGGGGUACAGAGAGGGGUAAAUACAUAUGGGUCAAUGCUCUCUGGUUUGCUAGCCUAGUCCAGUGGAGGGAUGGAGGGAUCUGAGGUAAAGGGUUGGAGGGGUGGGUGUGAUCUCCCAGCAGAUCCAGGGGCUCAGAGGAAACUCAGUCGGAGGUUCGUAUCGGAGACACACAGACAGAAUGCAGCAGGGUGCCAUACUUGUGGUCCUUUUGGUCCUGGUGAACUCCCUCCAUGGUGUGCCAGUGCUUGCCGAACCGCUCUUCCCCACACAGGAGAACUUUGACCUGAGCAAGUUCAUGGGGAAGUGGCAUGAUAUUGCGGUAGCUUCCACCUGUCCCUGGAUGCAGCGCCACAGAGGAGACUCAGCUAUCGGCAUACUGGAGCUGCAGGCCGGGGACACUGAAGGCAAAGUCAGCAUGAAACGCAGCAUGAAAAAGCACGGGACAUGUAAGCAGAUCUCCGGUGAUUAUGAGCUAACAGACACACCUGGAAGAUUCACCUACCACGUUGCCAAGUGGGGGGCUGAUGUUGAUGCCUAUGUUGUUCACACUAACUAUGAUGAGUAUGCCAUCGUCAUGAUGAGUAAACAGAAGACAGGUGGCGAGAAGACCAAGUCUGCCAAGCUAUACAGCCGCACCAUGGAACUGCGGACCACUAUCUUGGACGACUUCAGGAGGCUGGUGAGGGAGCAGGGCAUGGCUGACGACACAGUCAUCAUCAAACAGAACAAAGGCGAGUGUGUACCAGGAGCAGAGCCUGUAGCAGCAGAGUCUCCAUCUGAGAUUACGGCACCGAGAGCUAAGAGGAACAUAGUCCUCCCUGAUCCUGCCCCUGUGGAGGGCUCCGGUAUGGGUGAUGACACCAUGAUCUUCCGGAGUGCAGAGUCCUGUAAGGCGGAGCCAGACGCAGGUCCCUGUUUCGGGAUGGUGCAGCGCUACUUCUACAACUCCACCAGUAUGGGCUGUCAGCUGUUCACCUACGGAGGCUGUAUGGGCAACCAGAACAACUUUGUAACUGAGAGGGAGUGUCUGCAGAGUUGCCGCACUGAGGCUGCCUGCAGAAUGCCCAUGGAUGCUCAACCCUGCACUGGGCAGCCCAAGAUCUGGGCCUUCGAUCCCAACUCUGGACUCUGUCUGGAAUAUAAAAAGGACUACUGCCAGGGCAACAGUAACAAGUUCUACUCCAAGGGGGAGUGUGACGAGUACUGUGGGGUGAUGAAGGAUGGAGAAACUGAGUUCCUGAAAGCUAACUGAAGGAGAUUAGAGGUCAUAAGGAAGAAUACAUAGCACAGAUCACCGUCUGGGUUAGUCGUCUGACAGAAUACCUACAUCAUUCAAUGCAGAAUAGAACACAGCACAAUAAAAUGAUGGAUUAAGCUGCUUGGAUUCA